Messenger RNA from Venturia canescens, 1756 nucleotides. RefSeq names its product G/T mismatch-specific thymine DNA glycosylase-like. The transcript is spliced from 2 exons. Gene Ontology annotation, biological process: base-excision repair, AP site formation. The record is from RefSeq and is a predicted model, not a curated record. Gene Ontology annotation, cellular component: nucleus. Gene Ontology annotation, molecular function: uracil DNA N-glycosylase activity; pyrimidine-specific mismatch base pair DNA N-glycosylase activity. Bases 464 to 1756 code for a protein of 430 amino acids. NCBI's taxonomy places the organism in Eukaryota, Metazoa, Arthropoda, Insecta, Hymenoptera, Ichneumonidae.
CUGACCGACGAAAACAAGUUUAACGUUCGACAACCGACAAUUUGAAUGUGAAAUGUGUACAGAAUUAUACUAACUAACAGAAUUUCUAAUUUCAAUCAACAGUCUAUAAAUAAUUUUCGAAAAAACAAGAGUAGAAGGAACGGGAUGAGCGUGAUUUUUUAAAAUAAAAUCCCAAGACUCAACUUCUAAUUUAAAUAUUAUUUUGUGAUAUUCGAGGUUGAAUAUUUACUGUGUUAACCUUCAAAAUAGUCCGAAUCAUGCAUGUAUACAAAACUCGAAUUACCUACGAAAUUUGUCAAUUCGUUUGAACAUCUGUUUUUUAAUGAAUUGCUUUUGAAUUAUAUAGCUAUGAUAAUAACUACAACUAUUGAGCAUUCGUAUUAAAAAUAAAUUCAUUUUUUGUUGGUCCGUGACAUUUCACCUACUAAGACUUAAGAUCCAAGCCAAAUCAAUCGAACUGAGAAUGUCUCUGGCUUUGAAUAAAUUGAAGAAACGACCGCCGGAAGAACUGACAGUUAGGUCAAAGAAAAAAGUGGACCGAUUCGACGGUUUGUCAGAAGAAGAGGUACAGAAAUGCACGUUAGAGGACAUUUUAGAACCCAAUUUGGAUCUUGUUUUCGUGGGUAUAAAUCCGAGCUUGAUGGCAGCUCACAGAGGAAGAUAUUAUGCCGGGCCAGGAAAUCAUUUUUACAAGCUCUUACACGCAUCUGGACUAGUUCCCAGAUUCGUAAGUUUUGAAGAGGAUAGAAAAUUACUAAGCUACAAAAUAGGAUUGACAAACAUUGUGGCUCGUCCUACAAGAUCCUCGGCUGAUUUGAAAAAGCACGAGAUCAAAGAAGGCUCGAGGACAGUGAGAGAAAAACUGCUAAUAUUCGAGCCAAAAAUUGCAGUUUUCAAUGGAAAAUGUAUAUACGAAGUAUUUGCCGACAAAACAGGAAAAUCAGACUUCAAUUUUGGUCUUCAAUUGGAAAAAGUUGGAGAAACGGCAGUUUGGGUCGUUCCUUCCAGCAGCGCGCGUUGUGCUCAUUUCCCCCGGAUGACCGACAAGCUGCACUUUUAUACGGCGCUGAAAAAAUAUCUUAGUUUUCUCAAGGGUGAAAUAUCCGAGGUGAAUUUAGCGGAGUUUCGAUUCGAGGGAAAGUGCAAACAAAAAGCAGCUACCACUUCAAUAAUGUGGAGACGGAAAAAUGUCUCCGCGUUUUUAGGCGGCGGCAGAGUCGCCAACAAAGCCGCCCUCGAUGUCUCUGAAGAGAAUAUCGGGGCGUUAAGAGGCACCGAAUUUGUCAUUACUGAGAUUCUCACUGCCGCCGGUGACGAGGAAAAUCUUGAGUCCGAUAAGAAUUCCGAAAGCGUCCUCGGGCCAAAUUUUUCCGACGAUAGAACUUCGAGUUCGGUCGAAGAAACAAUCAGUCGGGAAUCAACAACGGAGCUUUCGACGAUUCCGUUGCCAAAAGAAAGUGAUCGAAAUUUUCCACGAUCCCGCGGUCGAAAACUCCCAAACGGAUUUCCAUCCCCGCGGCUCGCUACAUCCGGAUCUCACGAUAGCAACGGUUCCACGGAUUUUAUAAAUGUGAUAAAGAAAAGGUUGGCCGAAAAAAAAACGAAUCCUCGCGGAUCGGAGGAAAAAACAUUGGAAACCGCCGUUAAGCGUCAUCGGGAAGGUAAAAAACUCAAAUACGAAAAUCUCGGACUCAAGAGGGCCAAAAAAAAGCUCGACUCCCAUACAAGUGCAUGCGAAACUUUGUCUGAAAUGUAA